Messenger RNA from Pyricularia grisea, 7953 nucleotides. RefSeq lists its product as uncharacterized. The transcript has 3 exons. Gene Ontology annotation, molecular function: zinc ion binding; phosphopantetheine binding; oxidoreductase activity. The coding region runs from base 1 to 7953 and encodes 2650 amino acids. Gene Ontology annotation, biological process: secondary metabolite biosynthetic process; fatty acid biosynthetic process. NCBI's taxonomy places the organism in Eukaryota, Fungi, Ascomycota, Sordariomycetes, Magnaporthales, Pyriculariaceae. The record is from RefSeq and is a predicted model, not a curated record.
AUGGGUUCCACCGUCCCAAGUCUGAAUGAUGAUAUUGCCAUUAUCGGCAUGGCUUGUCGCUUCCCAGGCGACGCCACCAGUCCCUCCAAACUAUGGGACCUGUUAAUGGAUGGCAAAUCUGCCUGGUCCGAGGUACCGGCAACGAGAUGGAAUCAAGAUGCACACUAUCACCCAUCCCAAGAGCACGCGGGGAGCAACGUUGUCAAGGGUGGGCAUUUCUUGCGAGAUGGGGAGCAGAACGGCAAGCAGUUCGACGCGGCAUUCUUCAACAUUCCUCGUACAGAGACGGAAACGAUGGAUCUACAGCAGAGGGUAGUUAUGGAAAACGUCUACGAGGCAAUGGAGAGCGCAGGACUCCGCCUCGAGGAUAUGAAAGGUAGCAAGACAAGCGUGUUUGCGGGCAUCUUUACCGACGAUGUUCGCUCCAUCCUGCAAGAAGAUCCAGAUUUGUCUGUCAAGUACAAGCCGAUCGGUACCAGUGCGGCAAUCCUCGCGGCGAGAGUAAGCUGGUUUUACGACCUGCGAGGGAGCAGCUUUACUCUCGACACUGCAUGCUCGGGAAGUAUUGUUGCGUUGCACACAGGAGCCCAAGACCUUCGAGCCGGACUCAGUGAUAUGUCCAUCAUCACCGGUGUCAACAUAAUCGAGUCACCUGAAUUCAUGUUCCGCGCCAGUGGUCUCGGUAUGGUAUCUCCCGAUGGCAAAUGCUAUUCGCUAGACUCGCGCGCCAAUGGCUACGGCCGUGGUGAAGGAGUGGGAACCAUAAUCCUCAAACCCGUGUGGGCCGCCAUCCGUGAUGGUAAUGUGAUCCGCGCCGUGUUGAGAGGCACAGGUGUCAACUCGGAUGGACGCGGCACAGGCGGUAUUACACUGCCUAACAAGGCGGCUCAGGAAUGUCUCAUACGAGAUGUCUACUCCCGCAAUAACCUCGACACAGAUCACACCGGCUUCAUAGAGGGACACUUUACGGGCACACCUGCGGGAGAUCCAACUGAAGCCGGCGCCAUUGCCUCUGUUUUCCAACGUGGCGGUCUCGGUGGAUCAGGGGCAGCAGCUAAGCCUCCUUUGUACGUGGGCGCUGUCAAGACCAACAUUGGUCAUUUGGAGGCGGCUUCCGGAAUGGCCCAGGUUAUCAAGACGGUCUUGGCGUUGGAGAAUGGUGUCAUACCACCCAACACCAACUUUGAGAAGAUCAACCCCAGGAUACCUGUUGAAAGAUGGGGUCUCAAGCUACCUCUGGUUCCAACACCAUUUGAACCGGGACCAUUGGGGAUUCGGCGAGCCAGUAUCAACAGUUUCGGGUUUGGAGGCACCAACGCUCACGUUGUGUUGGACGAUGCGAAGAGUUACCUGCACAAUUUGGGAUUGGGUAACAGGGGCCACCUACACGUCACAAAAUCAAGCAAACGAGUACUUGAAAGUCCCAAUGGCCAUAGCACCAAGACCUCAUCUCACAAGGUCUUUUUGGUCUCUGCUAAUGAUCAAGACGGCAUCUCACGAAUCCUCGCCAGCUUGGCAGAACACUUGCAAAAGCAAGCAGGCGAGGAUGGAACUCUCGAAAAAGACGACGCAUACCUCACCAGUCUCGCCAUGACGCUCUCGGAACGUCGCUCACGCCUGUCUUGGCGUCUCGCCAUCACCGCCGAUUCGGCCACAUCCCUGCUGGCCGCGCUCACCGAUUCCACCACCACCACCAACGCUGUCCGCCCCGGUAAAGCCACAAAGCCUGCCGCCGCCUUUAUCUUCACCGGUCAAGGCGCGCAGUGGUUCGCCAUGGGAAGAGAGCUGCUCGCGUAUGACGUCUUUCACGCCAGCGUCGCCGAGGCAGACAAGUUCAUCGCCGAAACGCUGGGUGGCGGCUUCAGCGUGCUGGAAGAGCUCACGCAGCGCGAGUCGCAUACCACAAAUAUCGACCAGCCUUUGUACUCGCAGACUUUGUGCACCGUGCUACAGGUGGCUUUGGUCGAUCUCCUGGCCAGCUGGAACCUCGCACCCAAGCGGGUGGUUGGACACUCGAGCGGUGAGAUUGGCGCGGCUUAUGCGGCGGGUGCUCUGGAUCGCAAGUCGGCGUGGAAGGUCGCAUACUACCGUGGUGUUGUCAGUGCAAAGCCAGCAGCCGACAAUACGCGCGGCGCCAUGAUGGCCAUCGGAUGCACCGUCGAUAAGGUGGCUCCGCUCAUUGCUGAGGUCAAUGACACGCUCGGCUCUGGAGAGCUGGUUAUUGCCUGCUACAACUCUCCCCACAGUCUCACCAUCUCAGGAGACGAGGCCAAGGUUGACGCGCUGGUCGAGAUCGCAAGCAGCAAGAAGCUCUUUGCCCGGAAACUGCGCGUCCCCAAGGCGUACCACUCGAACCAUAUGCUACCUGUAUCUGACGACUACCGCUCGCUGAUGGGUACUCUCAGUGGUACUCCGUCGUCCGAUGUACAGGUAGCUUCAUCGGUCACCGGUGGUAUGAUUGCUACGAGCGACAUGACAAACCCGGCCUAUUGGGUACAGAACCUCGUAUCUCCUGUUCGGUUCUCCCAGGCGCUCGUCGCUCUGUGCACCUCCAACGUCGCCAAAAAGCAGCUCAAGGUGGGCGGCGGCGCCGAGCUUCCCGUCUCGCAUCUCGUCGAGGUCGGCCCGCACGGCGCGUUGCAGGCAGCUGCACGAGAUGCCGUGCUCAACGACCCCAACUACAGGAACCUCCGUUACGUUUCGGUUUUGACCCGCGGGAAGCACGCCUGCGCCACUACACUACACGCAGUUGGCACGCUGGCUGCGGCGGGCCUGCCGAUCGACCUGCCAAAGGUCAACAACGUCGGUGAGAACCAGCCCAUGCUGGUGGACUUGCCGCCGUACCCGUUCCACCAUUCCAAGGAGACGUAUUCGUGGCUCGAGUCCCGCACCAGCCGGGCAUGGCGAUUCCGCAAACAUCCCCGCCACGACGUCCUCGGCGCUCCGGUCCGCGAUUGGGAUCCAGACGCCCCUCGCUGGCGCAACCACCUGUGCGUGUCCGAGGUUCCGUGGCUGCGGGACCACAAGGUCACGGAUAGUAUCGUGGUCGCUGGUGUGACGUACCUGGUGAUGGCCAUCGAGGCCGUGCGUCAGUUGUACAGCGACAAGGGAGAGGUGCCGCUGGGUUUCAACCUCCGCGAUGUGAGCAUCUCGAGAGCGCUGCAGGUCAGCGAGGAUGAGCAUACCGAGACCAUGUUCUGCAUGAAGCGGGUUACCGAGUCGCGGCAGUCUGAUAGCAGUUUGUGGUGGGAGUGGAAGGUCAAGUCGUUCAGUCCCCAUGACGAGACAUGGUUGGAGCACAGUCGUGGACAGAUCGCUGCCGAGACGCAGGCCUCUACCGCCACGGGGGUGAUCGAUGAUGGGCGUGAAGAAAAGGCACGUCGCCAGCACUUCAGCGAGCUUCUAUCAACCGCCACACACACUUGCACCGCGCCGCAGACCGAGGUUCUCCCCAGCAAGUAUGCCGAGCUCGAGCGUAUUGGUCUCGGCUUCGGACCUUUGUUCCGCAACGUCGCCAGCAUGCACAACAACUCCAACGGCGACAACAAGACCCGCGGCCAGUCGCUCACCACCAUCCGCAUCCCUGAUAUUGCCAGAGCGAUGCCGGCACAUGCACUCGCCCCUUCGGUCAUCCAUCCUCCUGUUUUCGACAGCAUCUUGCAAUCAUUCAUCUUUGCCCUGCAGGCCUCGGCUGAGCGUCUGACGGAGCCCAUGGUGCCAGUCGCCAUGCGUAGCGUGUGGGUGAGCGCCGACAUUGAAGCCCAGCCUGGCGCGGAGCUCAAGGUGCAUGCCUCGGCCGGUCGCAUAGGUCACAAGAAGGUUGAAGCAGACAUAACAGCCUGGAGCACCGACGCCGGGGCCGAGACGCCAGUGAGGGUUGUGAUGCGUGGGAUCGAGGCCGUCCCCCUGCAGCAAAGCACCGCGUCGAGCGACUCUGGCAGCAACGACCGUGAAAUCUCCUUCAACUUGGAAUGGAAGCCGGAUAUCGACAUCCUCGAGGCGAACGGAGAGGCCGAAGCCUGCAUCCGCCGUGCUCUACAGCCACUGGAGACGCCAAAACUUGAAGAGGCCGCCGUGAAGCAGCUCGGCGACGUGCAGUUGGCAUGCGCAAUUUGGAUCAUCGAGGCCGACAAAGAACUCGAGGCUCGACCGCUCGCAGACGAAAAGGCGCUACCGGAUCAUUUGCAAAAGUAUCUCAGCUGGCUGCGCCUAAUCGCCAACCACUACAAGAACAACAAGGUUCUCCGUCAGGAUCCCUCGUGGUCGACCGUCAUGGAAGACGCUGCGGCUCGCGACAGGUUUAUUGCCGAGUAUGAGGCCACAGAGCAUCCCGAAGCUCUGAUGAUCUGCAGAAUGGGACGCAACAUUGUACCCAUCCUCCGCGGCGACGUGGAUGGCCUACACUUGCUGUUCGGCAUGGAUGAUAUGCUCGAGCGCGUCUAUCGUGUUGCUAUAGGAACACAAAAGAUCCAUACGCUGAUGGGAGCAUAUGCAAGGGCUUUCAGUCACAAGCGCGGCGCAGACCUCAAGGUGCUAGAGAUUGGUGCUGGCACUGGUGGAACUACCACUAGCAUCCUCGAGGCUGUCUGUCCGAGUGGUACACGCAUCGUUGGAGAAUCCCGCUUGCUCAAGUAUACGUACACAGACAUCAGCCCUGGAUUUUUCGAAACUGCUGCCACCAAGUUUGCCAAGUGGAAGGCUGGUGGUGUUAUCGAGUUCAGGACGUUGGAUAUUGAUAGAGACGUCGAGGAGCAGGGCUUCGACUUGGCCUCGUACGACCUGAUUAUCGCAGCCAACUGUCUCCAUGCCACAUCGGAUAUUACCAAGACCAUGUCCCGCGUUAAUAGUCUCUUGAAACCCAACGGCAGAGUCCUUCUCCAAGAGACAACCGAGAUCUGGUGUCUCGAGUCUCCCUUAGUCUUUGGUAUGCUUGCAGGCUGGUGGGCUGGCAAGGAGGACUUCCGCCCCUGGGGUCCGCUGUUGGACGGGAAAGGAUGGGAGCAGGUCUUGCGCAAUGCUGGAUUUUCUGAGAAUGUCCUGGAAAUCAAAGACUCACCUAAGGAGGAGCUUCACGUACAGAGCAUGAUUGUAGCGACGCGACCUGCCGAGGACGAAGCGAGCAAGCAGCAGCUGGACGAAGACGAUGUAAUCCGCCGAGUCUUUGUGAUUGCGCAUACGAAACCCGAGGACAUGGCCUUGGCUGCGGCUGUGUCUUCUGCAUUGUCAGAGGUGACAAAACUGGACGUUAACGUUGUUCCUUUCACCGAUCUGGCCCAGCACCAGCUCAAAAAUACCUGCUGCAUUGUUACCAUCGAGACUACCACUCCCUUCCUUGCUUCAUCUUUCAGCGAGUCCGAAUUCGCCCUCCUCCGCCAGCUGUUGACUACUGCUGGAGGACUUCUGUGGCUUACGCUUGAUCCCCACGAGAACCCACACAUGGCUCUGAUACCAGGACUUUUGCGAACCGUCCGCUGGGAGAGAGAUUUGGACGGCUCGGACUUGCUACUGAUGCACCUCCCCUCCUCCGAGACCUCGCUUGUCGUUUCCAACGUCCUCAAGGUCUUCAAGCACCAUUUCGGUGGACCUUUCAUAUCGCCCGAUCGCCAUGCUGACUACCUCGUCAGCCCGGUGGAUUCCGGUCCCGAUGGUGGCUACGUGCAAACCGCCCGGAUCAUCGCUGCUCCUCCAGUAAACAAGUUCAUUGCACAAAGGACAACGGUCCCCCAACCUCAACUGCAGGCCUUUGGUGCUGACCCCGAGCGUAGCCUGAAGCUCCACACCUCUGGGCCGGGAAACCUAGACAAGCUGCAUUUCAUCGAUUGGCCGGGCGCUCAGCAGGCCCUUGGAAGCAAAGAGGUCCAGGUAGACAUCAAAGCGGCCGGUCUCAACUUCCGCGACGUCAUGGUUGCCAUGGGCGAGCUGGCAAACAACAUCCUCGGAUACGAGGGUGCCGGCGUCGUUAGUCAUGUCGGCUCAGAGGUGGCGGACGUCAAGGUCGGUGACCGUGUCAUCGUUGUGUGGAAUGGCGACAACAACUGCCUCCAGACACGUACGAGGGUGCCUCGAGAACUCCUGGCAAAGAUCCCUGAUAGCAUGUCGUUUGAAGAGGCAGCCAGUAUCCCCGUCGUGUUCGUGACGGCCUACUUUUGUCUGUACGAGGUGGCACGUCUCAAGGCCGGCGAGACCAUCCUCGUCCACGCGGCAGCAGGUGGUACAGGUCAAGCUGUGAUACAACUGGCCAAACAUUUGGGCGCCGAAGUCUACGCAACAGUGUCAUCACGCGAGAAGAGAAAGCUAUUGAUAGAUGAGUACGGUCUUGCCGAGGAUCACAUCUUUAGCAGUCGUGAUUUGUCCUUUGCAGACGGCAUCAUGCGUAUGACCGAGGGCAGGGGUGUUGAUGUCAUCGUCAACUCCCUCUCGGGUGAAGCUCUACGGGCAUCCUUCAACUGUAUAGCCAUGUUUGGGCGCUUCAUUGAAAUUGGUAAACGCGACAUCAUGGCCAACAGCAAGAUCGACAUGCUCCCCUUUGGCAGAUGCGCCACCUUUACCGCCGUCGACCUCGCUCAGAUAGCCACACUGGCGCGUCCGUUGACCUCUCGCAUGAUGCGCUCCGUCAUCGACCUUCACGCCAGCGGAAAACUACACGCCUGCAGGCCACUCAACAUCUACAGCUUUGGCGAGAUCGAAGACGCCUUCCGCCUCGUGCAGCAAGGCAAACACAUGGGUAAGGUCGUCCUCGCCGCGCACCCCGAGGACGUGGUCAAGGUCAUCCCCAAACCCCCCGCCCCAACCCGCCUGAGGCCCGACGCAACCUACCUGCUUCCCGGCGGCGCCGGUGGACUCGGGCGAUCAAUCGCCAAAUGGAUGGCCGGGCCGGCGCAGGGCGCCAAGAACCUCGUGUUCAUGUCUCGCGGUGGCGCCGACGCCCGCACGACUCGCGAGCUGCUCUCGGAGCUUGCAAGGAUGGGGGUGCGGGCGACGGCGAUCAAAUGCAACGUCAGCGACGAGUCGCAGCUGGUGGAGGCGCUGGGCGAGCUGAGGCGGCAGGGCUUCCCCCGCAUCGCAGGGUGCGUCCAGGGCGCGAUGCAGCUGCGCGACUCGGCGUUCGAGUUCAUGUCGCACGCGCAGUGGGAGGAGUGCCUCGGCCCCAAGGUGCAGGGGACGUGGAACCUUCACAGGCACCUCCCGGCCGACCUGGACUUUUUCGUCAUGCUGGGCAGCAUGGCAGGUCUGGUCGGCAACAGGGGUCAGUCCAACUACGCCGCGGGGAACACGUUCCAGGAUGCCCUGGCCAUCCACCGGCGAGCCCGAGGGCUGGCGGCCACUUGCAUUGAUCUGUGCAACGUCAUGAGCGUGGGAUUCGUCGCCGAGAACCAAGAGACGCUGAACAAGAAUCCUCUGUUCUUUUAUGCGCACGACGGGAUUCGCGAGGAUGAAUUCCUCAGCCUGGUCGAAUUCCACCUCGACGCUGACCGCGCGAGUCGUUGGGGACAGCCGCAGAUCAGCGUAGGCCUGGCGCCGCUGUCUGUGUUCAAGGAGCGCGGCUUACCCGAACCUACCUUCAUCAAGUCUCCGCUGUUUAGACAGAUGCGGUCGGCAAGCGGAGCGUCGGGCGCCGUGGUGAACGCGGCAGAUCAAAACGGUGCCGUGUCCGUCACCAACGCUCUCAAGUUUGCCGAGAGCCAAGAGGCGGCGGCGCACAUCAUAUGUGAUGCGCUGGUCAAGAGGAUCAGUCGAACGAUGCGGAUUGCAGAGCCCGACAUUGACAUUGGCAAGCCCAUCCACGUUUAUGGUGUGGACUCGCUCGUGGCAAUGGAAAUUAGAAACUAUCUGGCCAGCGAAUGCGGGUCGGCCAUCUCUGUCUUGGAGAUUAUGGGUAAUAAGAGUAUGGAGGUUUUGAGUGGGGAAAUUGCUAAAGGAAGCAAGUUUGUGAGGAGUGCUGAAGAUAAAUAA